Cololabis saira (Pacific saury) is the source of this 5760-nucleotide messenger RNA. It is a transcript of the gene ecm2, whose product is annotated as extracellular matrix protein 2, female organ and adipocyte specific. Lineage: Eukaryota; Metazoa; Chordata; Actinopteri; Beloniformes; Belonidae. The coding region runs from base 248 to 2614 and encodes 788 amino acids. Gene Ontology annotation, molecular function: heparin binding; protein binding; collagen V binding. Gene Ontology annotation, cellular component: extracellular matrix. The record is from RefSeq and is a predicted model, not a curated record. Gene Ontology annotation, biological process: positive regulation of cell-substrate adhesion; extracellular matrix organization. The transcript is spliced from 12 exons.
ACCUCCACGUCAGCCCGCUGCUGCGGUUCAUCUCAGAUAUCCUGCAGCGUGAGCGGCUCGUCUUCACCAGGACGGGAACCCACAUGUUGGACGUCUCCUCUCCUCUCCUCUCCUCUCUCUCUCAGCUCUGCCGCUCCCUUGCUCGCCCGGCUCUCCCAGAACCAACGCCGUCGUCACGGCGACACACCGACCCGGAGGAAGCAGCUCCACGUCCCGCAGCCGCCUGGGAACUCUGGGAACUCUGGGGAUGAGGUGGUGGCUGCUACUGGCCGGUCUGGGGCUGCUGGUCCAGACGGCCCCCCAUGCUGAGGCCCAGGACCCCGAGGGCCGCCGGGGGAGGAGGAACUGGGCCGGUCUCGGCCGAGCAGAAGGGGGGCGGCCCAGAGCUCUCAGGGUCCGACCCGGUCCUGGUCCAGCAGAAGGGGGACGGCCCAGACCUCUCAGGGUCCGACCCGGUCCUGGUCCAGCAGAAGGGGGGCGGCCCAGACCUCCGAGGGUCCGACCCGGUCCUGGUCCGGGGAUCCGGUCGGAGACGCACCGAGACGCUGGCUACCUGCCCGCAAACAACAACCUCUACAACGUGAUCCCAGCUAAGCAGAGCAGCUGUAUCUACCAGGGUCUGACCAUGUUCGAUCAGGCCGUCUGGUCCCCAAAGCCCUGCGUGACCUGCCGGUGCUCCGGAGGAACGGCGUCCUGCCAGGAGAUCUCCUGCCCCACAAUGCACUGCAUGUUCCCCUUCGUCCCCGCCGGGCAGUGCUGCCCCGUCUGCCACGGCUCAGACUCCCUGGACUUUUCUGGGGACUCCCCAGUCCCCGGUUACCCCAGUUACCGCGGCGACCCCGGUUACCACGGCGACACCUUGGCCCCGCUCGGCCCCCAGGAGAUCCAGGAGAUCCUCCGGAGGGAGGACGAGGAGAACCGGAGGGAGGAGGAGGAGGAGGCCCGUCUGAGGAGGAAGAGGAGGAAGCAGAGGAAGGAACAGGAGGAGAAGAGGAGGAAGAGGAGGAGGGAGGAGGAAGAGGAGGCUCUGAGGCUGCAGGCCGAGAAGGAAGAGGAGGACGAGUGGAGGAGGCAGGUGGAGGAAGAGGAGAGGAGGAGACGGGAGGAGGAGGAGAGGAGGAGACGAGAAGAGGAGGAAGACAGGAAGAAGAAAGAGAGGGAAACCAGAGAGAUGGAGCGGAAGCUGGAGGAGGAGAGGAGGAGGCAGGAGGAGCGACUGAGGGAGGAACUGCUGGGGCUGGUGGGGGAGGAAGGGGAGGAGGAAGAAGAGGAGGAGGAGGAGGUGUGGCUGAGAGGAGAUGUGUUUCAGAUGCCUCCUAAAGAACCGGAGGAACCUGAAGAACCGGACCUGGAUCUGGCCCCGGCGCCGAUCCCAAGACCUCCGUCUGGGAGGGAGGAAGAGGAGGAGGAGGAGGAAGAAGAGGGAGAACAGGAAGAAGAGGAAGAGAGGGGGAACAGGGCAGGUCUUCCUCCCGGCUGUGACAUCUCUGACGUCACGGUGACCUGUGAGAAACUCUCCCACUUCCCUCCACUGAACCUCCCGGGGCUGAAGAGUCUGAGUCUGGAAGGCAACGACAUCAGCAGCAUCCCGGCCGGGGCCUUCAACGGCAUCCCCAACCUGGAGUGGAUCAACCUGAAGAAGAACAGACUCACGUCUGAGGGAAUCCACCCCGCGGCCUUCAAGGGCCUGAAGAUGCUGCAGCGUCUGUACCUGGAUGGAAACCUGCUGGAGGUCGUUCCCUCCGACCUCCCCACGACCUUGCAGGAGCUGAAGGUCAGCGAGAACCGGCUGAGACGGGUGGAGGAAAACAGUUUCCACGGUCUGAGCAGCCUGGUGACGCUGGAGCUGGAGGGGAAUCUGCUCAGCGAGGCCACGGUGGACCCGCGGGCCUUCGCCCCGCUCAGCCAGCUGUCUUACCUCCGUCUGGGCCGGAACCACUUCAGAACCGUCCCCCAGGGCCUCCCCGAGUCUCUGCUGGAGGUUUAUCUGGAGAACAACCUCAUCGAGGAAGUGUCCGACGCCGUCUUCAACCACACCCUCAACCUGAACGUGGUUUCUCUCCGACACAACAAGCUGGACGAGACCAGGAUCUCCCACCUGGCCUGGAUCAGCCACAGGAGCCUGGAGUCCAUCGACCUUUCACACAACCAGUUCUAUCUGGUUCCGUCCUUCCUGCCCAGAUCUCUGGUGCACUUGGUGCUGGUGGGAAACAACAUCGAGAGGAUUCCCGGUUACGUGUUUGCCCACAUGCACCCGGGGCUGGAGUACCUGUACCUGUCCUUCAACAAGCUGGACGGGGAGGGGGUGGAAUCCGAGUCGUUCUUCGGGGCCUAUAACUCCAUGGUGGAACUGUGUCUGGACCACAACCAGCUGCUCAACGUUCCUGCUGGGAUCAACGAGAUGACCAACCUGCACUUCCUCCGACUGGACAGCAACAGGAUCCGGAGCGUCCCGGACCAGGGCGUGUGCGACCCGGCUCGGUCCGGCGACGCCCCGCUGGUGGCGCUGAGGCUGGAGAACAACUACCUCGACCCGGACCGGAUCUCGCCCAGCGCCUUCUCCUGCGUCCGCUCGUCCUCCAGCGUCGUGCUGAAGCCCCAGAGGUCCAAGUGAGCGGUACCGGUACCAGGACCGGUACCGGUACCGCUCGUCCUCCAGCGUCGUGCUGAAGCCCCAGAGGUCCAAGUGAGCGGUACCGGUACCGGUACAGGCAGCCCAGAACCAGGCGUGUUGAGCCGCAUUUUGUAAUAAUCGUCCAAAAUGUAUUAACUUCAACUCUCUUUUCAUUUUGUAAUAAACUGCCCUAUUUUGUAAUACAUUUUGUUAUUGCAUUUUGAGAAGAUUAUAAUAAAAUGCACUUGAAACUUUUUUACUUUCUAGGAAAUGUAAUAACAUGGUGCAUUAUGUAAUAAUACCUAUUAUUGUUGAAUUUAUACAAGAGUGACUUUUGUUGUUUUUUUAUGCAAUUUCCCUCAGAGCUAUGUAGUAGGGCUGGGCGAUAUUGGACAAAAAUAAAAUCCCGAUUUUUUUCUCUGAAAACCUGAUUUUCGAUUUCGAUUUUUUUGGUAAAACUACAAAAGACAAUGGAAUAAAUUGUUUCAAAUAUUUUAUCUUUAUUUUUAAAGAAAAAAUAGCAAACAAAUUUCCCUAUUGGGAAUGAAGUGUAAUUGAAAGAUACUGUAAAUCCUCCUUGAGUUUAGUAAAGUGACAACAUUUACAAUUUUCUUGACCAAACAAAAACUAGACGAGCUCUGUCUGUAAUGCAGCUGCAAAACAGGAAAAUCCAUUUUCCAAUUUUCCUUUUUUUAACAUCGAUUGUGAUUAAUAAAUCCGAUUUAGAUUUAAAAUCGAUUAAUCGCACAGCCCUACUAUGUAGCCCAAUAAAUCUAUGUAUAAAACUCCAAAUAUAAUUUAGUAUAAAUUAGUUGCCUAUUUGAAGUUUGGAAUUAUAUAGGCCAAUAACAAACAAACUAUGCUUUAGAAUUGUUAUUACAUAAUGCACCAUGUUAUUACAUUUCUAGAGAAUAAAAAAGUUGCAAGUGCAUUUUGUAAUAAUCUUCUCAAAAUGUAAUAACAGUUUAUAACAAAAUGAAAUGACAAAGUUAUUACAUUUUGGACGUUUAUUAGAAAAUGCAGCACCACCAGACCUGGUUCCCCCUGGUUCUGGUUCUGAGCAACACAAGAAUGUAAACCCCGUCCUGAUCUCCCUCCGGCGCCGGAACAUGAUUAGAAAACAAGGUUCUGCUGAGCCCCGACCCGGCACAGUACCACACAGGUACUGCUGUAGCUCCAGGAGGAGGUUCUGGCCCGGUUCUGGCCCGGGACUCACUGGGACCGCAGCUUUACCAGCAGUGACUCAUGCUCUCUCUCUCUCUCUCUCUCACAUUACUGUGGGUUCGGCGCCGCGGCCCGCGUGAGAGACGGGUCGGACAGAACCUCAGAAAUCAAACACAUCUGUCUGUGUUUCUGUCAGACGGAAAGAAUCCCGGCGGCCCGGUUCUGGGAGGAGAAGGAACCAAUAAAGAGAUGGAAAGAAUUCCUCUGCACCGGCACCGCAGAUGAUUCUACAAGCUCAGCAGGACCCGGUCGCCCCGCCGCCGUUAGCUCUGUUAGCAACGUUAGCUUCACACGCUCCUGCGGGCGGGCCGAGCCCGGGACCGGUACCGGCACCUCCAAGGGGGCGUGGCCUCUGAAACACGCCUCAGUGGGGGUGUGGCCUCAGAAACACGUGGGGGCGUGACCUAAGAAACAAAGUCUCCAUGGGGGCGUGGCUUCAGAAACACGUCUCUGUGGGGGCAUGGCCUCAGAAACACAACUCCCUAUGGGGGCGUGGCCUCAGAAACACACCUCAAUAUGGGGCGUGGCCUCAGGAACACGCACACAUGGGGGCGUGGCCUCACAAACAAAGUCUCCAUGGGGGCGUGGCUUCAGAAACACGUCUCUGUGGGGGCAUGGCCUCAGAAACACAACUCCCUAUGGGGGCGUGGCCUCAGAAACACACCUCAAUAUGGGGCGUGGCCUCAGGAACACGCCCACAUGGGGGCGUGGCCUCAAACAAAGUCUACGUGGGGGCGUGGCCUCAGAAACACACCUCUGUGGGGGCGUGGCCUCGGAAACACACCUCCCUAUGGGGCGUGGCCUCGGAAACACACCUCCCUAUGGGGGCGUGGCCUCGGAAACACACCUCCCUAUGGGGGCGUGGCCUCGGAAACACACCUCCAUAUGGGGGCGUGGCCUCAGGAACACGCACACAUGGGGGCGUGGCCUCACAAACAAAGUCUCCGUGGGGGCGUGGCCUCAGAAACCCAUAUACCCCUACAGAGAUCUGGGGCCCCUACAGAGAUCCGGGGCCCCUGUAGACAUCCAUAUACCCCUAAAGAGAUCCAUAUACCCCUAAAGAGAUCCAUAUACCCCUAAAGAGAUCCAUAUACCCCUGUAGAGAUUCGGGGUUCCUACAGAGAUCCGCGGCCCCUACAGAGAUCCAUAUACCCCUGUAGAGAUUCGGGGCCUCUACAGACAUCCGGGGCCCCUACAGAGAUCCAUAUACCCCUACAGAGAUCCGGGGCCCCUACAGAGAUCCAUAUACCCCUGUAGAGAUUUGGGGCCUCUACAGACAUCCGGGGCCCCUACAGAGAUCCAUAUACCCCCACAGAGAGCCGGGGCCCCUACAGAGAUCCAUAUACCCCCACAGAGGUCCGGGGCCCCUACAGAGAUCCGGGGCCCUGAUCGUGUGAAGCUAGCGGCGCAACGGCGUCGGCACCGACAGACUCCCGCGUUGCGUUUAUUUAACCUGAAUUAUUAGAAUAUUAUUUUGGUUUACUUUUCUUUCGGCCGGCCAACACGCCUAAAUACGAAACCCGCUAACGGGAGUUACGAUAUUCUUAUUUCAGCUAUUCGUACGAUCACCUUCACGUAUAAACAACAAACGGCCCGGGCUUCAGUAUUUCCUCAGCGACGCUAGUUACCUCACGCUCAGCAGUUUAGUUCGGGAUUCUUCCCCUCGGAAAUUAUCGGAUUAGAAAAACAGCAGGAAAUGUGUCGUAAAUUCAGAAGAUCGGACCAGAAACAUCUUUAAAAAUCCAGAAUUUCCUCCUUCGGCGCCAAAACGUCCCGUCUGCUUUUGUCCUCCACAUAUUUACUGUGGAGUGUUUUUCAUGUUCAGCUGGUUUCUGGAUCUUUGUCGUCGUCUUGCUUUGAUGUUUUUGCUCGUUUUGUACCAAGAUCCGUCUCAUCCCGCCAAUAAAGACUUUAUGACAUCA